CAACAUAUAUAUCAAUCCACAAAACCCUUCUCGUAUAAUCACCAAAUCUUUCCCUUGAAACAAAUCCCUAAAGAGAUUUCAGAAUGGGUAAGAGUUCUUCCAUGGUAGUAGCAGAGAAGUUCUCUUUGUACUGCACGGUGUUUGCUGCCAUGAUGCUUCUGAUGAACUUCUUCCACGUAGUAGAGGAGGGUUCCACGGAGAUCAUGCAGAAACAACAGCCGUCCAUGAUGAUCGCCGGAUAUCCUGAUCGACGGCCAGCAUGCGAUGAGAUAUAUGAGGUGAAAGAAGGAGAGACGUUGCAGACGAUAAGUGAGAAGUGUGGAGAUCCUUACAUCGUUGAAGGGAAUCCUCAUAUACAUGACCACGAUGAUCUUUUCCCGGGUCUUCUCAUUAGAAUCACUCCUACGUUUUAAUCUCAAGUCAUUCUUGCAUGUAUUUAUAAAUCUGUUACGAAUGAGUUUUUUUUUUUUU
Messenger RNA from Camelina sativa (false flax), 471 nucleotides. RefSeq lists its product as uncharacterized. The record is from RefSeq and is a predicted model, not a curated record. Lineage: Eukaryota; Viridiplantae; Streptophyta; Magnoliopsida; Brassicales; Brassicaceae.